Molecule: messenger RNA, 447 nt
Organism: Angiostrongylus costaricensis
Lineage: Eukaryota; Metazoa; Nematoda; Chromadorea; Rhabditida; Metastrongylidae
Source: the annotation of a GenBank genome assembly
AUGAGGGAAAAGCAACCACUAUGGAUUUUCAAGCGUUGGCCACAGUACAACGACCGCAGCACAUUGGACAUCAUCACAGAAAUGCGUCGUGUACAAAGGAUCACCAAAUUCAACUCGACCGCGAAAGCCACAGUAUUGAUUAUCAUUGUUUUUGGGAUAUUAGUGUUGCAUAUCUGGUAUUUUCAUUAUAGUUGCACAAUCAGCCUAUUAACAAGCGAACAUGACGGCACCAUUCUCAGUUUGAUGUACGCAAUGGGAGUGGCAAAUGAUCAGCUAGUACCGUAUGCCUCGUCGCUUAUCAUGGAAAUCUACAGGAAUGGAAGUAAUUUUGAAAUUGAGGUGAGCCAUUUGAAGUACGAAAACGCUGAGAAACUGGCGAAGUUAAUGUAUAACAAGUUGGUAGUCAGUUAUGAAGAGCAGCAGGCGGUACGUUACGUGACGUUCUAA